AUCCAGGAAUGUUGCCUGAUCUGGUUCAAAGAUCUCUCUUGCAAACCAGCCACACAGACAGAGAUACCAUAGGAGAACAGAGUAGAGUGUACAUUGAUAUAUAAACUGGGAGAGCCUUAUUAAGUUUGGACCAGAAUCGUACAAGCGACUUGAUGAUUGGAAAAAAAUAUUCUGCAACAGAUAAUUCACUGAAGCAGGCUGUAUAGAUUAACAAUGCGAUCAUAUCUGGUUACUUCUCCUGGAAGGUGGAGUAGUCAUAGCACAAUAACAUUCGUUCUCCAUUCUUUUCGUUGGAAACAGUGUUUCAACAUAAAAGAAAAAUAUAAUUAUAUUUGGUGCAGAAACUGGACUGACCGA
Messenger RNA from Geodia barretti, 357 nucleotides. The record is from the annotation of a GenBank genome assembly. Lineage: Eukaryota; Metazoa; Porifera; Demospongiae; Tetractinellida; Geodiidae.